AUGGCGCGCGUCUAUGCCGAUGUCAACGAGCAUAUGCCUCGAUCCUACUGGGACUACGAUAGUGUGAACAUCUCAUGGGGAGUCUUGGAAAAUUAUGAAGUGGUCCGCAAAAUCGGACGGGGAAAGUACUCGGAAGUUUUUGAGGGUAUCAAUGUUGUCAACUACCAGAAGUGUGUGAUCAAGGUCCUCAAACCGGUCAAGAAGAAGAAGAUUAAGCGUGAGAUCAAGAUUCUUCAGAACUUGGCGGGUGGUCCCAAUGUUGUAGCCUUGCUGGAUGUUGUUCGCGAUAACCAGAGCAAGACGCCGAGCCUGGUCUUUGAAUACGUCAACAACACCGACUUCCGCACCCUUUACCCACGCUUCUCCGACUAUGAUGUCCGCUUCUAUGUCUAUGAACUCCUGAAGGCGUUGGAUUUCUGCCACAGCAAGGGUAUUAUGCACCGGGAUGUGAAGCCUCACAACGUUAUGAUCGACCAUGAGAAACGCAAGUUGCGCCUGAUCGAUUGGGGUCUUGCCGAAUUCUAUCACAAGGGCACAGAGUACAACGUUCGUGUCGCUUCACGAUACUUCAAGGGCCCGGAGCUGCUCGUUGAUUUCCAGGAAUACGACUACUCUUUGGACAUGUGGUCGCUUGGAGCUAUGUUCGCCUCGAUGAUUUUCCGCAAGGAGCCUUUCUUCCACGGAAACAGCAACUCGGACCAGCUGGUAAAGAUCGCCAAGGUGCUGGGAACCGAAGAACUCUUUGAGUACCUGGACAAAUACGACAUCGAGCUCGACCCCCAGUAUGAUGAGAUCCUCUCCCGUUUCCCUAAGAAGGCUUGGCAUUCUUUCGUCAAUGCUGAGAACCAGCGCUUCGUGAGCGAUGAAGCAAUUGACUUCCUUGACAAACUUCUCAGAUAUGAUCAUGCGGAACGACUUACUGCCCAAGAGGCUAUGGCUCAUCCUUACUUUGCGGCUGUCCGCGCGGCAGAGACCCAAGCCACCCGAAACAACGUGACGUCUCAAUCGUGA
Aspergillus wentii DTO 134E9 is the source of this 1011-nucleotide messenger RNA. RefSeq names its product casein kinase II subunit alpha/alpha'. Gene Ontology annotation, biological process: regulation of transcription by RNA polymerase III; DNA damage response; protein phosphorylation. Gene Ontology annotation, molecular function: ATP binding; protein serine/threonine kinase activity. The transcript has 4 exons. Gene Ontology annotation, cellular component: nucleus; protein kinase CK2 complex; cytosol. Lineage: Eukaryota; Fungi; Ascomycota; Eurotiomycetes; Eurotiales; Aspergillaceae. Bases 1 to 1011 code for a protein of 336 amino acids. The record is from RefSeq and is a predicted model, not a curated record.